Molecule: messenger RNA, 939 nt
Organism: Dromiciops gliroides (monito del monte)
Lineage: Eukaryota; Metazoa; Chordata; Mammalia; Microbiotheria; Microbiotheriidae
Product: olfactory receptor 2AJ1-like
Exons: 1
Coding region: 1-939 (312 amino acids)
Biological process (GO): G protein-coupled receptor signaling pathway
Cellular component (GO): membrane
Molecular function (GO): G protein-coupled receptor activity; olfactory receptor activity
Source: RefSeq, a predicted model, not a curated record
AUGGGCAGAGUCAAUCAGACGACAGAUUUCAUCCUCCUGGGACUUUUCCCUGAGAUCAAGCACCUUGCUAUUCUUAUCUCCAUCAUCUUCCUGAUCUACAUGGUUGCUGUCACUGGAAAUGCUCUGCUCAUCCUCCUCAUCUUGGGUGAUUCCCGGCUCCACACUCCCAUGUACUUUUUACUCAGCCAACUCUCCCUCAUUGACUUGACUUUAAUCUCCACAGUUGUCCCCAACAUGGUCACCCACUUUUUCUCAGGAAGGAGAAAUAUUUCACAAACUGGAUGUGGAACCCAAAUUUUCUUCACUUUAACUCUGGGGAUUUCUGAAUGUCUUCUGCUGACCUUUAUGUCCUAUGACCGCUAUGUGGCCAUCUGUAACCCCUUACGUUACUCAGUCAUCAUGAGCCACACUGUGUGUGUGCAGAUGGUCAUUGGAUCCUGGAUAGGGGGGACUCUAACUUCCUUAGUCCAUACUGCCUAUGCUAUGCAUUUCCCCAUCUGUGGCUCCAGAGAGAUUCUUCAUUUCUUCUGUGAGGUUAUGGCACUACUAAAGCUUACUUGUGAGGACAUCUCAGCAUAUGAGAAGUCAGUGGUAGUCUCAAGCUUUCUGGUGGUUCUUAUCCCUUUGAGCCUCAUUUUGCUUUCCUAUGCAUUCAUUUUUCUUACCAUCUUCCGCAUGAACUCCCCUGAAGGGAGGAACAAAGCCCUAGCCACCUGUUCUUCUCACCUUAGUGUGGUAACUCUCUAUUUUGGUCCAGCUAUCUUAAUCUACAUGAGGCCUGGCUCUUCCCAGACUCCUAAAUUGAACCAGGCUCUUUUUUUGUUUGAUUCCAUCCUCACUCCCAUGCUGAAUCCCAUUAUUUAUAGCUUAAGGAACAAAGAUGUGGUGGCAGCUGUAAGGAAAAUAUUGAGAAAUCUGUUCUCAAAAGGAAAGAUUUAG